Messenger RNA from Paramecium octaurelia, 760 nucleotides. The record is from the annotation of a GenBank genome assembly. Lineage: Eukaryota; Ciliophora; Oligohymenophorea; Peniculida; Parameciidae.
UCGAAUGCAUUGCGAUUCAUCUGAUGAGGAUGAUAGUAAAUUUGGCAUAGGGAAGAAAUUUUUCAUUUAAUUAUUAGAGAAGGAAAGAAAAGUAAAGUGCAUUCUUUAAUUCAGUUUAUCACAAAGAUUGAAUCAAUGUAACAAAUUUUGGAUUUACUCAAUAUGUAUGCCAUGUGUGUUGAAUUCUUCGAUACGGUAGGAAAUCCUGCCAAGUAUUACUUUAUGGAAAAGAUUUCGAAUACAAUUGCAGAGAAGGAGGCAUUUGAAAUAAUGUUAAAGGAUGAAAUGUUGGCGAGGGAGAAAAGAGAGAAGCAGAUGUAAAUCAAACCAAUCAUUAAGGAAGGAUUAGUGAAAUAUGAUCCUCUCAAACGCCCAGAAAAACCACCUAAACCAAAGUUUCAGACCCCUGUCAAGGAAGAGGAACAAUAACAAAUACAGGAGAUUAACAUAGAAAACAAGAAGAUAUCGCAUAAAGUAAUUAGGGAAGUUCGUUCGAAGAAGUUGACAAUGACAGAGAAGAUAUACUAAUCAUAAAAUGAAUAAAAAUUCUAAGUUGAUUUGAUUAAGCAUUGGGAUGAUGAAGUAGAAAGGAAAGGUAUUAUACUUGAAUAAUAUGUUCGUAGACAACAUCAUUAGACAAUCUUUGCAAUAAUAGGGAGAUACCAUUCAAGACAGAGUGACUGAAAGGUUAAAUAGAUUGCGUAAAUAACUACCUAGCAAUAUCACAAGUGAGAUGUGUUUAGAAAAAUAUGAUACAUGA